Molecule: messenger RNA, 1746 nt
Organism: Spathaspora passalidarum NRRL Y-27907
Lineage: Eukaryota; Fungi; Ascomycota; Pichiomycetes; Serinales; Debaryomycetaceae
Gene: ARG2
Product: acetyl-CoA:L-glutamate N-acetyltransferase
Exons: 1
Coding region: 1-1746 (581 amino acids)
Biological process (GO): L-arginine biosynthetic process
Cellular component (GO): mitochondrial matrix
Molecular function (GO): L-glutamate N-acetyltransferase activity, acting on acetyl-CoA as donor; arginine binding
Source: RefSeq, a predicted model, not a curated record
AUGAGCAAAUGGCAACAGUUCCAACGGCAGUUCGUGUCAAAUCUAGAGAAACAGAAACUGACCACCGACGCCAAACGGAACCUCAUCCUCUCGAUUUUAAAAUCAACCACAACAAAACGAGAAGCGAGAAACUAUCUCAAUAAAUACCAGAGUCAAUUCGACUUCUCGGGACUCGACUUCAACAAGAGUAUCAAGACCAUCAAUGACGAACAAAGUUUGACGAAACGAGACACCCAGCGUGGGUUAUUCAUUACACGGUAUUUGAACAAUCAGAAUCCAUUUGUUAACAUAUACGACAAAGAAGAUGUCAAACAAAAAAAGGUCCCUCUUAGAAUUGCUAUAUUCCAGAUCAAGUAUCCUAAAGUGACUUAUCAACAAUGGAAGGGGAUAGCUGAGACAUUUAAACGAUUGCUUACACUUGGGAUAUCUCCGAUUAUCUUGUUGGACUACGAUCAUUUUUUGACCGAUUCAUUUAAACUCAAUGAACAGUAUAUGAUUGAAGCUGCCAGUAAACUUCUAACCUACUUUGGCAGACCAGAGGAGGAAUCUGAACUCAAAGCAAUUGUUCUUCGUUCCUUAUUUACAAACAGAAAUGGUAAACUCUCAAUUGACAGUUUAGAACUGGUGCUUAUUCCCAUGUAUCAAGGGCUAGUGCCUAUCAUCCAACCAAUAGCAUACGAGUCCCAGUCAGCUAUGCAGGAAUUCAUAAGCACGGACCAACUAUUGUACAGUUUAUCAUCGGCAUUAGUGGAGAAGAGCACAUCGGACAUAUUAACCAUUGAGAAAAUAGUCAUGAUUGACCCCAUGGGGGGCAUUCCUUCGAUUGAACGAAACCAAUCUAGUCAUGUGUUUAUCAAUCUAUGUCAAGAGUACUCGGACAUUUUACUGGAACUCUACAUUGGACAUAUCGAACCAAAAGUGCGCGAUUUUCAUGUAUCCAAUCUUGAUUCCAUGAAUACUGUAUUGAGUUAUAUCAAUGAUCGUACCGGGAACGAUGAAACCACGGGGAUAAUAACCACUCCGGAAAUCAUGUCGGUGAAUCACGAUGAAUUGAACCCGAUAAUUUACAAUGUCUUGACUGAUCGACCCAUUAUUUCCAGUUCUUUGCCGAGCACAAACACGAGAACUCCACAAUUGUCUACGACUAUUAUAAAGAAGGGAGUUCGCGUAGACAUUUACGAUCAGGACAACUAUCCCGAUAAGUUCACGUUACAAAACUUGUUCCGAGAUAAUCUUAUCGAUAAAGAUCGCUUGAUUGAACUAAUGAAUGAUUCAUUUGGCAAACCCCUCGAUCUGGAGACGUACAUCAAUCGAAUUAAUGAAAAUUUGGCCACGCUAGUCAUUGUUGGGGAUUAUGACGGUGCUGCAAUAAUCACAUGGGAAUAUAGCCAGGGCGAGAAAAUUGCCUACUUGGACAAAUUCGCCAUUGCCAAGAAGAAUCAAGGAUUGCCAGGAUUAGCAGACAUCAUUUUCAAGAUCAUCCUCCUGUCGCAUCCUGUCGAGCUCAUCUGGCGGUCGAGGAAAGUCAACCCGGUGAACAAAUGGUACUGGGAACGGUGUUGCGGGUGCAUGAGCUCGCCUGAGUCACAAUGGAAGAUCUUCUACACGGGCGAGAUAUUCGAUAAGAAGAUUGACAAACGCAAGCGAAGCGUGCAUGGCCUUGACAUCAGUAAGAAGUUGCAACAGUACUCGGAAAUCUGCGAGGGCAUUCCACCAUCUUUUGUGUCAGUACCGCGGGUAAAUUAA